AUGUCGUACUUCUGGUCUGACGAUGAAGAACCUUUUCUGACGAAGCUGGAAGGAACCCAAAUCACCGUGGGCCAGAACAUCUAUCGACUAGGUGAACUGGUCUCAGAAGGCCACAGCAUUAAGAUAUACGAGCGCCAUGCUCAUUUCAUCGCACAACGAGAAAGCGACGGCCUGGCCUGCAUGGCGCGGCUCCGUUUACAGGAUGGCCAUGAUGCCAAAGACAUAGCUUACUGUGCCGAAUGGGGGCGCCAGAUCUUUGAGAGGGAGAUUCGUCCUCUUCAACUGACGGAAUCAAUGGCUGCGACUCCUACUCUCCUUGACCAUGAAACGGUUUUCCAAACUGCCGUCCAUGGAUAUCCGGGUGGCUAUAUCAACGCUUUCAUCAUGUCGAAGGUGCCUGGCAGGCCGGCCGAGGAAUACGAGCUCAGCAAGAUUGAAGCCGGUUUCAUCAAACGCGAGGUGAUUCAGAUUCUCGAUAGUAUGCAGCGUCUCGGCUGGGCGAUACCCCAGGGAUUUCCCGACAUGGUCCAUUACGACCGCGAGACCCAGACUGUGUCAAUGACGGGACUGGAUAGGGGGACUGAGUGGGAUCCUAAUGACACCGAACCAAUCACCGAGGAUUCUUAUCUGGUGAGCCAAUUCGGCGAGGAUAUUUGGUGGAGUACGACUUCUUUUGGUUCUUCAAGCGAGUCUUGA
Molecule: messenger RNA, 696 nt
Organism: Aspergillus steynii IBT 23096
Lineage: Eukaryota; Fungi; Ascomycota; Eurotiomycetes; Eurotiales; Aspergillaceae
Exons: 4
Coding region: 1-696 (231 amino acids)
Source: RefSeq, a predicted model, not a curated record